Messenger RNA from Hypoxylon fragiforme, 2516 nucleotides. RefSeq lists its product as uncharacterized. NCBI's taxonomy places the organism in Eukaryota, Fungi, Ascomycota, Sordariomycetes, Xylariales, Hypoxylaceae. The record is from RefSeq and is a predicted model, not a curated record. The transcript has 2 exons. Bases 153 to 2072 code for a protein of 639 amino acids. Gene Ontology annotation, molecular function: protein binding.
AUUGAUUUGCCCCUCACCAUCGAAGUCGGUUUUAGUUAUACCUGACCGUGCCGUGUUGUACCGUAUCGGCUUGGAGGUGAUAGUGGUGGAAGAGAAAGGACGAUCUUUUAGAAGUAUCCAGUUUACAGAGAUCAGAUAAACCAAAUAUCACCAUGCCGAGCCACCAACACAAUCACCUUCAUAAAAGGCAAGGCGACAAUGGCUUGGAGAAGUUUGUUGAUGGCGUCGAGAGCGCUGCUAGUGAUUUGAACCCCUUCAAAUCACCUGCUACCCUACAGGCAAGGGCACCGGCACCAUCGACCGUUUUUUUUACCGUGUACGAAACCAUGUCCAAGACGUUCGACGGCCCCAUCGCUGGAUAUUCAACCGUAGUCGAAGCUGACGACACCACCAAGGUCCAAGAGCCAACAAUCGCUGCUCUUGCGCAGCCCACGUCACUACCUGAAGUAGAAAACACAAGCCCACUUACUGUAGCUCAGGCUGCCCAAACUUCCUUGGAUUUGGCUACGAGUACCGCUGCCGCUGCAAAGGAUACGGAUAUCCUCCCGGGAUCUAUCAUGCAAACUGGCUCCGUCGACCUCAGCCAGCACUCAACAUUAGCUAUAGCAACGAGCAGACCCACGACACUCAGCCAAGCGACCAAGAACGUGGAGACAUCCGAGGCGGCCGCCGCCACUCGCGCAUCCGCCUCUUCCUCUUCAUCGGCAACAGCUACAGCAGAAUCAUCGAAUGCUAGCAGCAGCAGCGCGGCGAAAGCUGGUAUUGCAAUCGGAGUUCUCGGCGGUAUCCUGGUCGUUGGCCUGCUUGUCUUCUUCCUGAUGAACAAACGUAGGAAGCAGCUCCAAAAAGAGCGAGAAGAUAAUGAAAAAGUCAAUCACGGACCUUACAAUGCUCGUCCCAUGUCUAUGCUUUCGACCCAGACUAGCGCCACUGCACCUCAGUUGAGUUUGCGUCCUCUCACAGAGUUCAUGCCCGCCUUCAGCGAGCGACGAUCUAGCAAGGGAGCACACCUUGCGCUUGCUACAGGAAACCAAUCUCUCUGGGAACGACCCGGUACAAGCCACGCUAACAACACUGAAAACCCCUUUGGCAACCACGCGGAACGUGUUCAAACGCCUACUGGAAACGGCCGGCCAACGAAUCCCUUCGACAACCCAGAGAACGUUGUUGGCGUUGCUCAGACUACGAACUCACCCCCGAGGUCUGUGCCGACUACGGGUGGAACUGCAGUUGGCGCUGGUGCCGGUGCCCUCAGCACAGCUGCUGCGGGUGCCGCAUUAGUUCGAAAGGCCUCCGCUCGAAAGAACGCCCCUGCACCCCUAGACCUUACGAUGCCUGCUACGCCUCCCAGCCCAGCUGGUACCGAGUUCAGUAUUAACUCAGUCGCUCCUGGACAAUCGCCUGGCCCCUCAAAAAGUGCAGCAGCUAUCGCGGCAGCUGGUGGCCCUUCGGCGACGGUUGUUCACCGUGUCCAGCUAGACUUCAAGCCAACUCUAGAGGACGAGAUGGGAUUAAAAGCUGGUCAACUCGUCAGACUCAUACACGAGUAUGACGAUGGCUGGUCUAUGUGCAUUUCACUAGACCGUAGUGUACAGGGUGUUGUUCCGAGAACUUGCUUGUCAACGCGGCCCGUGAAGCCUCGUCCCGCUGGUGGUCCUGGAGCUCGCAACGGUCCUCCUAUAAACCCCAGUGGCCAACGUGGGCCCCGAGGUCCUGGCCCGAACUACCCCCCUGGAGCUCGACCCAUGACUCCCCAGAGUGGCCGCCCGGAGUCACCUAUGAUGCGCUCUAUGGCAGGACGACCACAGUCACCUGCCACUAUGCGACCGCACUCCCCCGCAACCGGACGUCCAAUGAGCCCCUACGGAAGUCGUCCGGCUUCUCCGGCGACCGGCCGACCAAUGAGCCCCGGCCCCCAAGCACAGUCACCUGCUUCAAGACAACAACGAAGGAUGACGCCACCUGGGCCUAGUCCGAUGAACCCCAAUGCCGGUUCUCCUACCGAGCAACAGAACCGAUCUCCUGGUCAAGGUGCUGUUGGCAGGAAACCCGUUCCGGGUCAAGCUUAUUGAUCAAUAAUAUAAAGCAUUAUUGACUAAGGCCCUGAAUUUUUUUUUUACAAUUAUCUUUCCUUACGAAGGAUUCCCCCCAUCUGAUUAUAGUAGAGAGAUACGUCGGAGCCAUUGAACCCCUCGAUUUUGACGAACGUUGAUGAACAAACUACCUUUCUCCACACUCGCUUGCGACCCUUUAUCUUUUCCUUUAAGUUGGUGUUUUCUUUUCUCUUUUCUUGCUAUUGUUACUUUGAACUCCGGUCAUUGCAUAUUGCCAGCGUGGUUUCAUCAGAAAAGCUACACAGUAUCGACCCCGACCGAGCGCUACCUUGGUAAUUCGGCUACUGCUGCUUGGGUUGGGAUAAUCUGGUAAUUUCUUGUCGAUAAUUUCUAAACCCGAGGAUAUCCUAACAAACUAUCCUCGGCUGGCGUUGAGGAUGCUGUGACUUGGCAUCGGUUCUG